UCAGCAGCCAUGCGCGCACAUCCUGCCAGCCAGUUCGUACAGGAUGAGGCAUGCGGGGCGCUAUGGAGCCUGGCUGUCAACGACAACAACCAGGUCAAGAUCGCGGGGCUCGGGGGCAUCGAGGCCGUGCUUGCAGCCAUGCGUGCACAUCCCGCCAGCCAGGAUGUACAGCAGCACGCGUGCGGGGCGCUGAUGAUCCUUGCUGCCAACGACGACAACUCUGUCAAGAUCGCGGGGCUCGGGGGCAUCGAGGCCAUCGCGGGGCUCGGGGGCAUCGAGGCCGUGCUUGCAGCCAUGCGUGCACAUCCCGCCAGCCAGGAUGUACAGCAGCACGCGUGCGGGGCGCUGAUGAUCCUUGCUGCCAACGACGACAACUCUGUCAAGAUCGCGGGGCUCGGGGGCAUCGAGGCCGUGCUCGCAGCCAUGCAAGCACAUCCCGCCAGCCAGGAUGUACAGGAGCAGGCGUGCGGGGCGCUAUGGAACCUUGCUGCCAACGCUGUCAUCGUUGUCAAGAUCGCGGGGCUCGGGGGCAUCGAGGCCGUGCUCGCAGCCAUGCGCGCACAUCCCGCCAGCCAGCUCGUACAUCAGCAGGCGUGCGGGGCGCUGUUGAGGCUGGCUGCCCACGCCUACAACAACGUCAAGAUCGCGGGGCUCGGGGGCAUCGAGGCCGUGCUCGCAGCCAUGCGCAAGCAUCCCGCCAGCCAGGAUGUACAGGAUGAGGCGUGCGGGGCGCUACGGAACCUGGCUGCCAACGCCGACAACUCUGUCAAGAUCGCGGGGCUCGGGGGCAUCGAGGCCGUGCUCGCAGCCAUGCGCAAGCAUCCCGCCAGCCAGGAUGUACAGGAGCAGGCGUGCGGGGCGCUGAUGAUCCUUGCUAUCAACGCCGACAACUCUGUCAAGAUCGCAGGGCUCGGGGGCAUCGAGGCCGUGCUCGCAGCCAUGCAAGCACAUCCCGCCAGCCAGCUUGUACAGCAGCACGCGUGCGGCGCGGUAUUGAGCCUGGCUGCCAACGCCGACAUCUCGGCCAAGAUCGCGGGGCUCGGGGGCAUCGAGGCCGUGCUCGCAGCCAUGCGCAAGCAUCCCGCCAGCCAGUCCGUACAGGAGCAG
This is a messenger RNA of Guillardia theta CCMP2712, 1107 nucleotides long. RefSeq lists its product as hypothetical. Lineage: Eukaryota; Cryptophyceae; Pyrenomonadales; Geminigeraceae. The annotation marks the transcript as partial. The transcript is spliced from 2 exons. Gene Ontology annotation, molecular function: protein binding. The record is from RefSeq and is a predicted model, not a curated record.